Molecule: messenger RNA, 3595 nt
Organism: Rhea pennata
Lineage: Eukaryota; Metazoa; Chordata; Aves; Rheiformes; Rheidae
Gene: MYOZ3
Product: myozenin 3
Exons: 6
Coding region: 763-1503 (246 amino acids)
Cellular component (GO): Z disc; actin cytoskeleton
Molecular function (GO): actin binding; FATZ binding; telethonin binding
Source: RefSeq, a predicted model, not a curated record
GGCACGCACUGAGUGACAGCACCCAGAGGUGCCAGGCACAACGGAGGACACCCCUUUGCUCGCAGCCCUCCACGUUAACCAGGGAACUGCCCGCUGCAGGGUGCCAGGAGAGCACCUUGGUGGGAGUAGCAGUGAACUGUGCAGCACGCUUCUGGACAGGGCCAUGCUGUCUCUCAUUUCCCAGCUUGAACUGAGGAGCAGCUGUGGUGGACAGACUACCAUUAGGAGCAGCACCAGAGCUCCUCCCAGACAGCUAGUGGAGAGUAACGCAGGGAUGGUGUUCUACAGAGAGAUGUUAAACACAGCAAACAGAGCAAGACAGGCAGGGAAACUCCAGGCUAAGGUAUCCAGAGUCCAGAGGCAGGAGGUGCAGAGGAGGAGGCUCUUGCAUGAGCAGAAAGGACCGUCUGAAACUUAGCUGUGACUCAGCAGAGGGUCAAGGGCCACUUUGCUCAUCUUUGCUGUGCUAGCGGCUGGCUACUGGGGUCUUACAGAGCCCCAGUACAGCACAGCAUAAGUCCUUUCUUCAGCUAUUCUCCAGAGGAGACUCAUUGAGCUGGCAAUACUUGGGUGUUCUCCAAGCCCAAGAGGGAAAACCUGGGCCCCAGGACACAAAGCCAAAGCCUGGCCUCUCCUUGCAGCACACCUCAGGGUUGACACAUCCCUGUGCUACAGCCAUCAUCAAGGGGCUGCCUCUCUCUUCCAGCUGGACAGGAACCAGCCCCUUUCCACAGACCCACACCAGGAGCGUGACAGCAGGCGAUGACCAUCGUGAAACUGGGACCGGGAGAUGCCCCCCGGCUGGAUCUGGGCAAGAAGGUCAGCACACCUCAGGAUGUGAUGAUAGAGGAGCUGUCAUUGCAAACGAACCGGGGCUCUCAGCUCUUCCAGCAGAGGCAGAAGCGGAUGAAGCGCUUCAUCUUCGAGUACCCCAGCGGCUACAGAAAGCUCUCAGGGACAGGGGCAGGUGAAUCACACAGCAUGGAGAAAGGCUACCUGGAGGGAAUGGCAAACGAGAGGAUGGUGGGUCACAACACUGAGGGCCAGCAGAGCUACCACUCCGAGCUCCACGUGGCAGCAUCAGCCCGAGGGGCCCCCCCCAAAGUGCCCAAGAAGACAGAGAAAGUCUUGCAGAUGAGCAAAGCCCUCAACCCAGAUGCUCUGGCCCCAGGCUACUCCAGCCCCCUAAAAGAAGUCCCCCCUGAGAAGUUUAACAUCACUGCCAUCCCAAAGGGCUACCGUUCCCCAUGGCAGGAGUUCCUCAGUGAGAAGGACUACCUUGCGAGCGAGAGCCAGCCGCCUAUGAAACCAACUCAUUGGGACUUCAGAAGUUUCAACAGAACUCCCAUCCCGUUUGACAGAGCUCAAAUCACUGAUGUGUUCUCUACGCCUGCAAUGGAGUUUGAUAACCUGAGCGCUCUGGAGCUGAUUUCCCACAGACCCAACUUCAACAGAGCACCGCAAGGUUGGGUACGGAUUCUACCAGAGAGUGAUGAGCUGUAAUACACUCCCUUCUCCAUUGCCACAGAUGCUUUUCUUGCUAGACUCAAACAUACUUUGCACAGUAGGGCAGAAGGCAGUAAUUAUUCUUGCCUAUGCACUUCAUGAAAGCCAAGCUAGUGGUCUCAGGUUGUCAUCUUUUUCCAUGGGAUUUGAACAAGCUCAAGUUUGGGACCAUUUUGAAUGCCUCUCAUACUAGCCAUUGUCACAAGGGCACUUAGCACUAACCUAACGAGCCAAGUUCUCAUCUUUAACGUAAGAUCCCUGUAAGCUCCCGUAACCAUCACGGUACAAAAUAUCCUGUACAGCCUGUCCUCUCCCCUACGUUGUGGAAAAUGACAGAAGCACCAGCUGUAACAUACAGUUGUCUUGCUGCUUCUUCACUGACACACAACACCAGCUUCAACAGGUGGUGCCUUUGCAGAGAAAUUCCAUCUUAAGGACAACUCUACAUCUGUCAUUCUGGUGAGAGGAGGCGAUAAUUGAAAAACAUUCGCAAAACAAGUUACUAGCAGCUUUGGCGUGUUAAAAACCAUUACCCUGGGCUUGGCUGAAGAACAAAUGCUGAACUGGGCAUUUGCCUGUUUACAACAUACAUACAGCACAACCUGGAUAUAUGGGAGGGGAACAACAUUGUGAGUUGGAAACCUGUGCCACAAGCUUUCUCCGCAAGCUGCUGGAUAGUACUUUACAGUUGUCAUUUGCCCUUUCCUGUCUGCAUGCCUUGCUUGAAUAUCUAAGCAGUUGGUUAAGAUAUGCCAGAUUUGCUUUAAACAGUUGGUCAAUAAGGAUCAGGCCCUGUGUGGAGCAGGUGCAUAUCACAACUGCACCGGUCUGGGGAGUCCGCAAGAUACUGCAGGUGCCAGGAUAUACCAGUAACUUAAAUUGGAAGGAAGAAAAGCCCAGUCAUGUCUCCACAGCAAGGACAGGCUUCUCCACGAACACAAAACAGUCAGCAGUGAGGUUUUGACUGCACAAACUUUUCCACCAGUGACAUGCAAUAGGAUGUGCAGUAAUGACAGCAUACAGGACAGUCACCAGGAACAUUUGGAAAACCCUGCUUACAGCUAACAGAAAUCUGUAAGUCUCUACAUUUGUUCAGUUACUGUUGUCAGGUCCUUAAUGUUAUCCUUAUUUAAUUUUGCAAAACAGAGGAACAUUUAUUUUAAUUAGGAUAAAAAUACUGUUGUUUUCUGCCACUAUGGAUAAACCAGGCAAGUAAGUUUUGUAUGUCAGUUGGUAAAAAUGCAGUUAACAGUAGCGUUAACUGUAAAAUGUAUUUCUAGUACAGUGAAGACAGAUAUACAGGGGAAAUCCCACAUGGGAAUUCUGCUCUAACAACACAUCAUUCAGAAGGAAGCUUUCAUUCCUCUGUUCUUCCCCCCAAAACACAACAGGACAAACUAACAGAAAAAUGGUCUGCUCCAUAAGUAUUAAAAACUUAUGAUGCCCAAAUACUGUCCAGUUCCAAACUCAUCUCCUUCUCUCAUAUCCAUCAGCUAAAGAAUGCGUACACCUCUGGGGACAUGGCUGGAAAAAAAAACAAACAAACUAGCCACAAUGUAUAGCUUGCCUGAGUUUGAGAUCUGUCUCACUGGUGCUCAUGGGCACUGACUGAAGAGAGUCAAGCGCAGAGAAUGGCAAACAAUGCAGCCCUCCCUUCGGGGUCCAUCAGCAGGGCCUCAGCCUGCCCUGUAACACCACCCUGGCACGAGCUCUUACCCACAAAAGCUAAGUACCUGUGCUCGAAGCUCAACUCUUCUCCAGAGAAGGAAGGUCCAAGUGCCAGCUACGGCCCUGGUGUCACGUAUGUUCCUAUACCACAAAUGAAAGCCCUGCAGGCUGAAAAUAUCAAACAAGUCUUUAGUGGUGGCUUCAGUGGGACCCAGAGGCUUGUACAGUUCAGUGCGCUGAUCCAGAAGUGGACCCGCUGCCACACCGCCCUCCAUACCUUCGCUUUGACAGCAAGACAAAAAAAAGUUGGACAAAGUCCUCAGACACCCUGCUUCAGGGAGCAGGGACUAGGCACAGCAUUCAAAAUUUCACACAUUUUAAUGUAUUUUGUUUUAAAACAAAUAAAUGAGGUUUCAAAACA